Molecule: messenger RNA, 447 nt
Organism: Acanthocheilonema viteae
Lineage: Eukaryota; Metazoa; Nematoda; Chromadorea; Rhabditida; Onchocercidae
Source: the annotation of a GenBank genome assembly
AUGAUCGUAAACGAACGAGUGGCUGAAAGAUGUCGCACUCCUGAUGGGACUCCCGAUUAUAUGUGUGCUGAAAAGCAGUAUAAUUUGAAACGUGUUGCAAACAUAACAGAUUAUAAGAACUACUCGACGUCAGCAGAUAUAUGGUCAUUGGGUGUGCUGAUACUUCAUAUGCAACUUUGUGUACGAAUGACACAAAGCGGUGAUGGACAUUUGAAGCAAUAUCUGAAUGAUACAAUGCUCAACUUUGAUUCGUCGACACGCCCAACAGCCAAACAAAUUUUGGAAUCAUAUUUGAUCAAAAAGUGGUGCAAUGAAAACCUCGAGCAGGACAAAAAUUAUCUCGUAAAGCUUUUUAUUUACGAGUUAGAUUGGCAAAAUCGCUCCAAACUGGAUAUUGAUGGCUACAAUUACGAUGCAUGUGAAGCAGUUCGUAAUUUUAAUUUCUAG